GCUCUAUUAUAACUUCCUAAUAACUGCAACUUUUUUCUUAUCAAAUUACUGAUUACGCGUAGAAAACGGUAAACGAUGGUUACAGUGAUUUAUUUAUCGUUAGUAGCGGUAUUUAUACAAAUUAAAUUGACGCUGGAUUAAUUAUACUUAGUACCUACAUCAGCAAAUAAAGAACAUGUUUAUUAGUGUUUGUCUGCGAACGUCUAAAAGUUUAAAAUUGUCAGGUGCUACAGCAAUAAUCUUCAAAAAGCAAUUUAAAAGAAACUAGCACAAGAAACUGUUUUUGUCCUGCCAUAACAGACUACAUAUAUUAGUACAAAUUUAGUGUGUAAAAGAUGGUAAAGCUUUGUAAUAAGAAUCUAAGUUGUGAUGUGAAUUUGAAAGUGAGAUUAAAACGCCAUGUUCCAAUAAUUGAUUGGCUGCCUUCGUAUACUGUAAAUAAGUUAUUCCAUGAUCUUUUGGCCGGUUUGACCGUAGCUUUAACUGAGGUUCCUCAAAGUUUGGCUUACGCAGCUAUUGCAGGUCUUGAUCUACAUUAUGGCUUGUAUUCUGGAUAUAUGGGCAUAUUCGUAUAUCUUCUGUUUGGUAGUUGUAAAGAUAUCAAUGUAGGACCUACAGGAUUGUUGUCAUUAAUGAUACAGCCUUCUGUUCAAACAAUGGGGGCAGAUGGAGCCGUAUUAAUGACACUUAUUUCUGGUAUUAUUAUUUUUACAAUGGGCAUAUUACAUUUAGGAUUUGUGGUGGAGUUCUUUUCGUAUCCUGUGAUAGCGGGAUUUACUUCAGCUGCUGCUAUUCAAACAGGUUCAGCGCAGCUUAGAUCAUUGUUGGGUAUAUCAGGUCAAGGGUCAGAAUUUUUGGAUAGUUGGAUAACCGUUAUUGAGAAUAUAAGAAAAGUUCGAAUCGGCGAUACAAUUUUGGGAAUUUGUACUGUUGUAUUUCUUUUGGUUGUUAAAUAUGUUUGUAGUAGUGGAAGUUCCAAAAGUGAUCCUCAAAAGACCAAAACUCAGAACGUGAUGUCAUUAUUCUUUUGGCUUUUUUCAUUGACCAGAUAUGCUCUCGCUGUAAUAUUUGGAGCGGUACUAGCAUUUACUCUAAGCCAAUAUGAUCGUAUGCCAUUUGUAUUAACAGGCAAUGUAGAAAGAGGUUUACCUGGAUUUUCAGUACCAAACUUUGGCACAACAUACAAUAAUGAAACUUUUUCAUUUAUUCAAAUGAUUUCGAAUUACGACAGUUCUAUUGUAUUUAUUCCAAUGAUCUCUAUUCUGGAACAUAUCAGUAUUGCUAAAGCAUUUGCGCAGGGUAAAACAAUUGACGGUACCCAAGAGAUGCUUGCUCUUGGCAUGUGUAAUAUCGCAAGUAGUUUUGUUCGAUCCAUGCCAAUAACUGGAUCUUUCACUCGAACUGCUGUUAAUAAUCAGUCGGGUGUAAAAACGACCUUUGCUGGUUUCUUUACAGGAUGCCUAGUUCUUAUGUCUUUAGGAUUUAUAACUUCUUUCUUUUAUUACAUACCAAAAGCUACUUUAGCUGCUGUCGUUAUCAGUGCCAUGGUGAACUUGGUAGAGUUUAAAGCAGUUCCGAUCCUAUGGAGAAGUAAAAAAACCGACGUUAUACCGUUCCUUGUGACUCUAUUAACAAGUUUGUUAUGGAACUUAGAGUACGGAAUAAUAGUGGGAAUUGUAGUAAAUAUUUUCUUCAUCUUGUACAAAAGUGCAAGGCCAAGUAUUAAAAUAGAAACAAAAUUAGUAGGAGAUAUCAAUGUAUACCUGGUGGAGCCCACGACGAAUUUGCAGUUUCCCUCUGCUGAAUUUCUCAAAGAAAGUGUGUUAGCACAGUGCGAUGCCUCUAUUUCAUUUAUUAUUAUCGACGGAAAGAAUAUGGAAUCUAUCGAUGCAACUGUGGCAAAGAAUCUUAAAGCACUCAUCGACAAUUUAAAAAUUAGGAAACAAACUAUAAUAUUUUGGAAUUUCCGAGAAAAGGUUGUAAAGGUAUGCAUUAAUUUAGAUAAAUCAAUGGAUGGAUAUUUCUUUCAAGGCUCCCUUAGUAACGUAAUAGAGGAGUUUCAAGGUGCCAAUCCUAACCAAAAACGCGGUAAUGACCUUGAUCAGGCUUAAAAGAAUAACUUAGGAAUGCACUAAUGUAAGAUAAACGAGAUAAUAUUUCCAUUAAUAUUUGUAUUCAAAAAUAUAAAUCAAUUAAAUGUUUUUUUUUCA
Agrilus planipennis (emerald ash borer) is the source of this 2210-nucleotide messenger RNA. RefSeq names its product sodium-independent sulfate anion transporter. Gene Ontology annotation, biological process: transmembrane transport. Lineage: Eukaryota; Metazoa; Arthropoda; Insecta; Coleoptera; Buprestidae. The record is from RefSeq and is a predicted model, not a curated record. Gene Ontology annotation, molecular function: sulfate transmembrane transporter activity. The coding region runs from base 336 to 2111 and encodes 591 amino acids. The transcript is spliced from 9 exons. Gene Ontology annotation, cellular component: membrane.